UAAUUUUGUUUAUAAAGAGAAAAACGAAAAAGCAACAAAAUGUUGACAUCUAUGGUAAAGGAACAUCACGCAAAGCAAUCGAAGCGCAAGCAGGAGCAAGAAGUGAGACGCAAAGAAGCCAUUGAGUCAUCUAACGAACUAACCCAGUCCCUGGUUGAUCAUCUGAAUGUGGGAGUGGCACAAGCAUACUUAAAUCAGAAGCGUUUGGAUGCCGAGGCCAAGCAAUUACACGUAGGUGCCACCAACUUUGCUAAACAGACACACCAAUGGCUGCAAUUGAUAGACAACUUCAGCAGCGCUCUCAAGGAACUUGGUGACGUUGAAAACUGGGCUCGCAGCAUCGAGGGCGACAUGCAAGUCAUCCAGCAAAGUCUGGAGCUGGCAUACAAGGCAUCUCGAGCUACACAAGCCACAACAAGCAGUGCCUCAACGUCGGCAGUUGCUUCCACAAGCGCGGCCGCUAAUCCAAAUUAAAUGCUUUUCUAUGCACUACGUUAGUUUAUAAAUAUUAUAUUAUUAACUAUAAACAAUAAAUGUUUGUAAUAACUUG
Molecule: messenger RNA, 550 nt
Organism: Drosophila sulfurigaster albostrigata
Lineage: Eukaryota; Metazoa; Arthropoda; Insecta; Diptera; Drosophilidae
Gene: Blos1
Product: biogenesis of lysosome-related organelles complex 1 subunit 1
Exons: 2
Coding region: 40-474 (144 amino acids)
Biological process (GO): endosomal transport
Cellular component (GO): BLOC-1 complex
Source: RefSeq, a predicted model, not a curated record